Molecule: messenger RNA, 1297 nt
Organism: Cryptotermes secundus
Lineage: Eukaryota; Metazoa; Arthropoda; Insecta; Blattodea; Kalotermitidae
Product: gastrula zinc finger protein XlCGF49.1-like
Exons: 2
Source: RefSeq, a predicted model, not a curated record
CAGGGUACACUGAAGACACAUCAGCACGUGCAUAGUGGGGAAAAGCCAUUUAGGUGUGAUAUAUGUGAUAAGUCAUUUAAUAGGCAAAGUAAUCUGAAGACACAUCAGCGCAUACAUAGUGGGAAGCAGUCAUUUAGAUGUGAUGUAUGUAAUAAGUCAUUUAAUCUGCAAUGUAAUCUCAGGAAGCAUGAGCGUAUACAUAGUGGGGACUGGCCAUUUACCUGUGGUGUGUGUAGUAAGACAUUCGGAGUGAAGGGUACACUGAAGAGACAUCAGUGCAUGCAUAGUGGGGAGAAGCCAUUUAGGUGUGACAUAUGUAAUAAGUCAUUUAAUCAGCAAUGUAAUCUGAGGAGGCAUGAGCGUAUACAUAGUGGGGAGAAGCCAUUUACCUGUGAUGUGUGUAGUAAGACAUUCAGAGAGAAGGGUACACUGAAGUCACAUCAGCACGUGCAUAGUGGGGAGAAGCCAUUUAGUAGAUGUGAUGUAUGUAACAAAUCAUUCAGUCGGCAGACUUAUCUGCAGACACAUCAACGCAUACAUAGAGGGGAGUGGCCAUUUAGAUGUGAUGUAUGUAAUAAGUCAUUCAGAGAGCAGAGUACGCUGAAGAGACAUCAGCGCAUACAUAGUGGGGAGCGGCCAUUCAGAUGUGAUGUAUGUAGCAAAUCAUUCAGUGAUCAAGGUCAUCUGGAGAGGCAUCAGCGCAUACAUGUUGAUGUAUGUAGUAAAUCAUAGAGCAGUAGAGAUGGGUUUUGACUGAGGAACAGUUUGUGACAUGUAGCAUGCCACAGUAUUUCAUGUUGAUAUAAGACAAUUUUUUUACUCUGUGUUGCAUGCUGCAUGUUUGUGGAAUACAAGAUAUUGGAGUUGUUUGUUAACUAUUUCUGACGUGGAAUGAACUGAGUCUCAUGGUACAAACUGUUAUUGGGUAUCGGUGGCCGUUUAAUUCUGAUUGCUGAAUGUGUACAAGACCCUGUCUUGUUGAGUGGAAACAGACAUGACAUGAAAUUCUCCUAGUUAUGUUAAUUCAGCAGUGGAAGCUAAUAAUUAGUAGAAUUUAGUCACCGAAAUUUAUUGACAGCUUAAAAACAUAAUUUUCCAGCGUCAUUUGUUACUCAUGCGUUGAGCAGUUAGUCACAUAUUGCUACAUCAUUUGGGUUGAGUAUAUUGAGAUAACUAUUAUGGAUUGCUCAGAUGAACACAAACUAUGCUUUAUUGGUCAUUGCAAGCAAAAUAUUGUCUCUUGUUCAGGGUUCUGUGAGAAGAAAUGAAUGGAUUCUGGAUUAGGUGAAGCUGUGUA